This is a messenger RNA of Populus euphratica (Euphrates poplar), 357 nucleotides long. RefSeq lists its product as uncharacterized. Bases 1 to 357 code for a protein of 118 amino acids. The transcript has a single exon. The record is from RefSeq and is a predicted model, not a curated record. Lineage: Eukaryota; Viridiplantae; Streptophyta; Magnoliopsida; Malpighiales; Salicaceae.
AUGUACGACAACAGGAGAAGAAGUGACAUCAUCCAUGAUGCUUUCACUCUCAAUCCUCUACCAUAUCCAGUUCUCUUCAUCUUUGCAGUGAUAUCGUUCUUCUUCUGGAUAUCUUGGUACUUGCACCAUGAAGACAUUGUGGAGACUGCUGAGAAAGAAGUGAGUUGGCUCAUCGUGGUUGUACCAUUAGUGCUGAUAGCCAUGGUUCGUUGGCUCAUGACACCGUGGGACAGGAGCCGGAGAGCACAGCAGCAGCCAUCAGAAGGGAGCUCUCCAUGGGGUGUGGCUGCUUUCAUUGUAUUGCUUCUUGUUUUGGUGCGGUUUCAAUCUACCUUUCUUGAUAACUGGCUUUUUUGA